This is a messenger RNA of Auxenochlorella protothecoides, 744 nucleotides long. RefSeq names its product Floral homeotic protein APETALA 2. Gene Ontology annotation, molecular function: DNA-binding transcription factor activity; DNA binding. Lineage: Eukaryota; Viridiplantae; Chlorophyta; Trebouxiophyceae; Chlorellales; Chlorellaceae. The transcript is spliced from 3 exons. Bases 1 to 744 code for a protein of 247 amino acids. The record is from RefSeq and is a predicted model, not a curated record. Gene Ontology annotation, biological process: regulation of DNA-templated transcription.
AUGGCGUACUCACCCAGGCACUAUUGCCAACCGCUCAGCACCCCCGUCACCCGGAAGCGCAGCCGCGAGAGCUCCGGGGAGGACGAGGCCAUGCCCAGUAGACGCAGCAGUCUGCAUGAGCUCAUGGGUAUGUCCCGAUCGGCCCCCGGGACGCCCAUGGAGGCCGUGCCGGAGUACAAGGGGGUCACCCUCCACGUGCGCACUAAACGCCAUGAGGCCCACAUCUGGGAGGGUCAGCCCGGGCGGCAGUUCUACCUGGGCGGGUUCGGCAGCGCUGCCGAGGCGGCGCUGGCCUACGACAUUGUGGCCCUGCGCCUGGGCCGGCGCGAGACCAACUACCACCUGUCCUACUACGAGCCCUGGCUGGACCUGCUGGAGGCCCAGCCCCUGGAGGAUCUGGUGUCCGGGCUGCGGCGCCAGAGCAAGGGCGCCAGCCAGCAGACCUCCUUCUUCCGCGGCGUGACGCGGCACGCCAAGGGGCGCUGGGAGUCGCGCAUUGGCCAGGCCGCGGGGCGGCGCUACCUCUACCUGGGCCUGCACGACACGGAGGUGCAGGCGGCGCGCGCCUACGACCGCGCCGCCAUCGCGCAGAAGGGCAUCGACGCCCAGACCAACUUUGCGCUCUGCGAGUACCUGGAGGAGCUGGGGCCGGAGGCCGCCGCGCGUGCCGCCGCCAGGGGCCUCCUGGGGGGCACCGCACACCUCGUUCCCCUGUGCUGUGCCCAGUCCCCCUUUCCAUGUUGA